Molecule: messenger RNA, 3730 nt
Organism: Cheilinus undulatus (humphead wrasse)
Lineage: Eukaryota; Metazoa; Chordata; Actinopteri; Labriformes; Labridae
Product: carcinoembryonic antigen-related cell adhesion molecule 5-like
Exons: 25
Coding region: 116-2632 (838 amino acids)
Source: RefSeq, a predicted model, not a curated record
GACACUUUUGCCCCCACUAGCUUAGCCUCGCCGUAGGCACGCAGCUCUAAAGGGGCGUGUCGUAUCUACUCUUCUAUAUCUAUGGGCGAUAACGCCUGGUCCACUUUCAAGGAAUAUGCUGGGCGCGCAUCGAAAGUUGGGAUUGUUUUUCCUGGUCCUGUUUUUUUCUUCCAGCCUUGCUGACCCAAUUUACAAGGCUAUAGGUGGAGAUGCUGUCCUCAGACCAUCCCCCAUGGAUCUUCCUAUCAAAAGCAUAGAGUGGAAACACAAUGAGGAUAUUGCAGCAGAUUGGCAUGGAAACAAGUCUAAGUGUUUUGGCCAGUUUAAAGGUCGUUGUGAGGUGGAUACUGACACUGGAGCACUGACCAUCAAAGGACUGAAACUGAACGACAGCGGCAUCUACACACCAGAGAUUAACUACAAAGUCCCCUUUAAGAUUGAACUCUCUGUAAUCUCUCGUGUAGCUAAAUCCUCUGUAAAAACAUCCUGCAACACUGAGAUGACCAGCUGUCUCCUGACCUGUGAAGGCAACACUACAAACGCCGACCCAGUUGUCUAUAAGUGGUUUUUAGAUGGCAAGCAUGGAUCUUCAUAUAAGGAGUGGAAUAUAACAAAGGAUACAAAGGGGGACAGAUUCAGCUGUUUAAUGAUGAACCCAGUCAGCAAUGAAACCAGUGAAAGCAUCAUAAACCCCUUCAUUAAACAACUUUACGGAGCUAAAGGUGAAGAUGUGAUCCUCAGACCACCCCCCAUGAAUGAUACUAUCCAAAGAAUCGAGUGGAAACACAAUGAAAAUAUUGCAGCAGGGUGGUAUGGAAACAAGUCUGAGUGCCUUGGCCAGUUUGAAGGUCGUUGUGAGGUGAACACUGAUACUGGAGCACUGACCAUCAAAGAACUUAACCUGAACAACAGCGGCAUCUACACACCAGAGAUUAACGGCAGAGACUCCAGCAAGACUCAUCUCUCUGUUAUCUCUCGUGUAGCUAAACCCUCUGUAAAAACAUCCUGCAACACUGAGAUGACCAGCUGUAACCUGACCUGUGAAGGCAACACUGCAGAGGCUGAACCAAUCACUUAUAGGUGGUUUAUAGAUGGCAGGGAUGGACCUUCAAAUGUUGUGUUGAUUAUAGCAAAGGAUACAAAGGGGGACAGAUUCAGCUGUUUAAUGACUAACCAAGUCAGCAAUGAAACCAGUGAAAGCGUCACAAACCCCUUCAUUAAACAACUUUACGGAGCUAAAGGUGAAGAUGUGAUCAUCAGACCACCCCCCAUGAAUGAUACUAUCCAAAGAAUCGAGUGGAAACACAAUGAAAAUAUUGCAGCAGGGUGGUAUGGAAACAAGUCUGAGUGCCUUGGCCAGUUUGAAGGUCGUUGUGAGGUGAACACUGAUACUGGAGCACUGACCAUCAAAGAACUAAACCUGAACGACAGCGGCAUCUACACACCAGAGAUUAACUUCAGAGACUCCAGCAAGACUCAUCUCUCUGUUAUCUCUCGUGUAGCUAAACCCUCUGUAAAAACAUCCUGCAACACUGAGAUGACCAGCUGUGACCUGACCUGUGAAGGCAACACUACAGAGGCUGAACCAAUCACUUAUAGGUGGUUUAUAGAUGGCAGGGAUGGACCUUCAAAUGUUGUGUUGAUUAUAGCAAAGGAUACAAAGGAGGAGAGUUUUAGAUGUUUGAUGAUGAACCCAGUCAGCAAUGACACCAGUGAAAGCGUCACAAACCCCUUCAUCAAAGAUCCCAAUAAUAAACAAACUGUCCUAGUUUACGGAGCUAAAGGUGAAGAUGUGAUCAUCAGACCACCCCCCAUGAAUGAUACUAUCCAAAGAAUCGAGUGGAAACACAAUGAAAGUAUUGCAGCAGGGUGGUAUGGAGAUGAGUUUGAGUGCCUUAACCAGUUUGAAGGUCGCUGUGAGGUGAACACUAAAACUGGAGCACUGACCAUCAAAGGACUGAAACAAACAGACAACGGCAUCUACACACUAAAGAUUAGCGGCAAAGUCACCAACAAGACUGAACUCUCUGUUAUCUCUCGUGUAGCUAAACCCUCUGUCGUCAAAUCCUGCAACCCUGACAUGACCAGCUGUAACCUGACCUGUGAAGGCAACACUGCAGAGGCUGAACCAGUCACUUAUACGUGGUUUAUAGAUGGCAGGGAUGGACCUUCAAAUGUUGUGUUGAUUAUAACAAAGGAUUCAAAGGAGUACAGUUUCAGAUGUUUGAUGAUGAACCCAGUCAGCAAUGAAACCAGUGAAAGCAUCAAAAACCCCAUCAUCACUAAAGAAGAACAGGACCGACUGAUAUCCAUCCUUGUGCCAGUAAUAGUAGUGGUUGUUUUGGUAGUCAUUGUGGUUGCUGCUGUUUUCAUCUACAAUCACAUCAGGGGAAGAAGGCAAGGACCAAAUAACCGAAGAGAUGUAGAAAGAGAAGAGGGACAUGAGCAUGAGAUGGACCCACUAAAUCAAACUCCAGAUGAUUUAGCUGCUGAAGGACAUCCCAAAGACAACCAACAUCUCAGCAAUGGAGCUGUUGCUUCAGGAGCCCAGAGAACCAGCCUGGUCUCAGACCCCCCUAGUAAUACAAAAUGGCCACGGUGGAGCUCAGCUCUCAUCUGCAGUGGUUCCUGACCUGCAGACCUCUGGACCUCCGGAUACCAACAAGGACUCUGAGAAAUCUGCACUGAUGCCAGACAAACCGGAAACCAACUGUGAACCAUCAGCUGAUGAACAGAGAGCAGAUGACUGAGGAGAUGGGCGUAAACCUCAAAACUCGUUGGUAGAGACUUCUGUUCCGUUCCGUUUGAAGAUGUUACACUCACUAUGGGAUGAAGUGUUACGGUAGUGAGAAAACUUGAAGAAAUGUACUAUUUAUUUCUGACGUUAACUACCUAACAGCCACGUCAGCUUGUAGCGUAAGAAUGAAUACAAAUAGCUGCUCUCUGCAGAUCAUGCAUUUUAAAAUCAUUGCAUGGUUCAGGACCACUGAGUGAUAGUAGUUAACAUUUCUGUUUACAGCAGCUUCAGACCAGUAAAUCAUCAUUGUUGCUGUAUGUUGGAGGAAAAUAUGAAGAAGCAGAUAAGGGAUUCAUGUCAAGGGAUUUUAGAAGAUUUUAAGAGUCUCUAUUUUUACACAGUUAAUCCUUUGUGACAUUUUUACUAGGCUAGAACACCAAACUUUUUAUAGCAUUUACAUCGACAAACUUCUUUUUUAGGAUAAAAAACAAGCCUUUUAGAAAGUGCCUUCUUUGUAGUCACUGUGCAAACUUGAGCUGAACAAAACACCCCAAAGUUGUUGUUAUAUUUUUUAUAUUUUAAUCUGUAGGACAAAGAGUAGAGGUCAAAUUUGCUUCACCUAGGAUCCCGUUUAAAUUCUGUACAACUGUCUUAUAUUCCUUCAGGGUUUUAGAUUAUAUAUUUUUAGAGAAUCAAAUCUGUGCUGCCAUUUUUGAUGCCAAAACUUGAAGUUCUGGGAGAAUUUAGUUAAAAUUUCUAAUAAUAACGAUUAGCCAUUUCGUUGCUAUAAAUCCUGAGAUCUUUGCCAAACCAAAGUAAAGAGAUUAUUUUUGUAUGUUUACAUUUCAUUACAUUCUUAUGGUCGUGACCAAACACAAACAUUUUGUGGCAUUUUUUUAAUCUGAUCGUUUAUUCCCCAUGAACUAUCUCUAUUUUAUACAUGUUAAAGUGACUGUUCCAACACUUGAAUGAUGUAAAAGAACUCUGAAAUCU